AUGUCUGAUAAAAUCGAAAAACACGACGACAAGCUCGUUGACGAGAAGUUCAUCAACGCCGAUGAAAAGUCGCUUGAACGCUCCCAGGACCUUGAGUCCGUGCCUCCUACUGUGGAAGGCGCUGAACCUACCGACGAGGAAAUGAAGACUCUCCGCAGAGUCUCCAGAAAGAUCCCUCUCUCCUGUUGGCUUGUGGCCCUUGUCGAAUUGUCGGAGCGUUUCUCCUACUACGGCUUGUCGACGCCGUUCCAGAACUACAUGCAAAAUACCCCAGAGGACCAUCCCCGUGGUAUUCUCGGCUUGAACCAAUCCGGUGCCACCGCCUUGUCGUACUUUUGGCAGUUUUGGUGUUACGUGACGCCUAUUUUCGGUGCCUGGGUCGCCGACACUUUCCUCGGAAAGUACCUCACCAUCUGCGUGUUCUGUGUGAUCAUGAUGGCUGGUAUUUUCAUCUUGUUCAUCACCUCGCUUCCCUCCGUCGCUUCCAAGGACACCUCCUUGGCGGGUUUCAUUGUCGCCAUUAUCGUCAUUGGUAUCGGUACCGGUGGUGUCAAGUCUAACGUCUCUCCUUUGAUUGCCGACCAGGUGCCCAAGUCCAAGCCUUCCAUUAAGGUUUUGAAGAGCGGCGAGAGAGUCAUUGAGGACCCCAACAUCACCAUCCAGAACGUUUUCAUGUUCUUCUACCUCAUGAUCAACGUCGGCUCUCUUUCCGUUAUCGCCACCACCGAGUUGGAGCACAAUGUCGAUUUCUGGGCUGCCUUCCUUUUGCCGCUCUGCUUCUUCACCAUCGCUAUAGCCGCUCUUAUCUUGGGCAAGAACAACUACGUCAAGGUGCCUGUCGGUGACAAGGUCAUUUCUCGUUCGUUCAAGUGCUCUCUUGUUGCUUUGAAGAGUCUCAACUACGAUGCUGCCAGACCCUCUCUUCACCCUGACAAGGCUUUCCCAUGGGACGACAAGUUUGUCGAUGAGGUCCAGAGAUCCUUGUACGCCUGCAAAGUGUUUGCCUUCUACCCUAUCUACUGGUUGGUCUACGGUCAGAUGAACAACAACUUUGUUUCCCAGGCAGGUCAGAUGGAGCUCCACGGUUUGCCCAACGAUAUCUUGCAGGCCAUCAACUCCAUCACCCUUAUCGUGUUUAUUCCAAUCUGUGAGAGAUUUGUCUACCCAUUCAUCAGAAGAUUCACUCCAUUCAGAGCUGUCACCAAGAUUUUCUGGGGCUUCAUGUUCGGCGCCGCUGCCAUGAUCUACGCUGGUAUCUUGCAGCACUUCAUCUACAAAGCUGGUCCUUGUUACAACUUCCCAAAGGCCUGUGACCCAGAAUUCAAGAAGAUUCCAAACCACAUCCACAUUGCCCUUCAGACUCCUUGUUACUUCUUGAUUGGUAUGUCGGAGAUUUUCGCUUCCAUCACCGGUUUGGAGUACGCCUACACCAAGGCUCCUGUGAACAUGAAGUCUUUCAUCAUGUCCAUUUUCCUUCUUAUGAACGCUUUUGGUUCUGCCCUUGGUAUUGCGCUUUCCCCAGUGUCCGAGGACCCCAAAAUGGUGUGGACCUUCUGUGGUUUGGGUGUUUCUUGUUUCAUUGCCGGCUGGAUCUUCUGGUUCUUGUUCAAGCACUACAACUACAGAGAGGAUGAGUGGAACAGCUUGGACUAUACUCAAAAUGAGACCAGUGAUCCUGAAUUGGAGCCUGUGGUCUCACUCACGCGUUCCUUUAAGCAAUUGCGUUGA
This is a messenger RNA of Candidozyma duobushaemuli, 1728 nucleotides long. RefSeq lists its product as uncharacterized. The coding region runs from base 1 to 1728 and encodes 575 amino acids. The record is from RefSeq and is a predicted model, not a curated record. Gene Ontology annotation, cellular component: fungal-type vacuole; plasma membrane. The transcript has a single exon. Gene Ontology annotation, biological process: transmembrane transport; oligopeptide transport. Gene Ontology annotation, molecular function: tripeptide transmembrane transporter activity; dipeptide transmembrane transporter activity. NCBI's taxonomy places the organism in Eukaryota, Fungi, Ascomycota, Pichiomycetes, Serinales, Metschnikowiaceae.